CAGGGCAAUGUCCUAACAAAUACUCUCUCUUUCUCGGGUGAUCUUGCUGCACUCUUCUCAUCUCGUCGAUUAAAAUGGAGGACAACGGAAAUAAUGCUGGCUUUUUUGAGAGUACUUAUAACAAACUGACUUAUCCUGAGGACAUUAGUGAAGAUGACCACUCUUUCAACUUGAACCAGGAGAGGCAACAAGUGUCCCUGUCCACAAUGGGGCCUGGAUCCUGUUUAAAUCGUUACAAAGUGCUUGCAGUGAGCCUGGCAGUGCUCGCUGCCUUUCUGCUGGCAGUUGAUAUUGGCCUGGGAGUCUAUUACUACAGACUUACUUAUGGGAACCAUUUAGUAACAGACAUCAGCACUGAGAUUGCCAAAUUGCAGGCUACUUACAACGCUGCACUCCAAAGCAAGACUGAAGCCAAACAGGAGGUGGCGAAAGAGAUCAAGUCACAGCAAAUUACCAAGUGGGAGCUUGAUCAUCUGAACAGAAGGAAAAAAGAUACCGAAAAACUAAUAGACAGAACUGAAACGGAAAUAGCGAUGUUGGAAUCCCACAUGCCAAUGCUCAAAGAGGGCUGCAGACAGUGUUUGCCAGGCUGGACUGUCAUUAAUUCCAUGUGUUACUUCUUCGCUUUAUCUGAGGAACUCUCACGGAGAUCGUGGAUGGAUGCCAGACAUUUCUGCAAGAGGCAAGGAAGCGACUUAUUGGUCAUCAACAGCAGAGAGGAACAUAUGGCCCUUGCUGAAAUUGUAAAAAUGUCUCGAGACCCCUCGAGAUCGCUUGCCCACAGUGGAUUCUGGAUUGGACUGAGAGAUGCAGAUGUGGAAGGAAGUUGGACAUGGUUGGAUGGGACAAGGGUGGAAGAGGGGUACUGGGAUAAUGGAGAGCCUAACAACCAAAACAAUGAAGACUGUGCUGCUAUGUAUCCCAGAGAAAACCCCUUUCAUUCAUGGAACGAUGCUCCAUGCCACUGGAACCUGAAAUGGAUUUGUGAGAGGACACCAAGACCUUUUAGCUCUAGCUUAAAUGUUUAAACAGAGAGUCAAGUCUGGCUUUAAGGCAUGGACGUGUCUUCUGAACUUUUUUUUUUCUUUAUUGUCAUGUCUUUUGCAAGAGACUACAAAAUGUCCAAGAAGAUUAAAAUAAGAAAAAUACAUCUGAGUUAUAAAGGCAUCUACAAAAUGUAUGCAAAUUCUGUAACUGUUACAAAUAAAACCUUUACCUUUACUAUGUA
Molecule: messenger RNA, 1228 nt
Organism: Maylandia zebra (zebra mbuna)
Lineage: Eukaryota; Metazoa; Chordata; Actinopteri; Cichliformes; Cichlidae
Source: RefSeq, a predicted model, not a curated record